Molecule: messenger RNA, 2539 nt
Organism: Brachypodium distachyon (stiff brome)
Lineage: Eukaryota; Viridiplantae; Streptophyta; Magnoliopsida; Poales; Poaceae
Product: phenylalanine ammonia-lyase
Exons: 1
Coding region: 151-2286 (711 amino acids)
Biological process (GO): L-phenylalanine catabolic process
Cellular component (GO): cytoplasm
Molecular function (GO): ammonia-lyase activity
Source: RefSeq, a predicted model, not a curated record
AGCGCCACACAUCCUCCCAGCGACCAACACUUCCUCAUCUUCACUCCAGCAGAAGCCAUCAGCUCAUCACACACUUCUCUCUAAUCAUCUCGCACACAGCCUGCUUAAUUAGUGGCGCCAAUUAGUUCUCUCUGCUCCUGCAAAUCCGCAAUGGCGCGCGAGAAUGCCCGGGUUGCUGCCGCCAAUGGCAUUUGCACGGCGAUCCAGCACGCCGACCCACUUAACUGGGGGAAGGCCGCGGAGGAGCUGACGGGGAGCCACUUGGACGAGGUGAAGAGGAUGGUGGUGGAGUACCGCGAGCCCGUGGUGACGAUCGAGGGCGCCAGCCUGAGCAUCGCCAAGGUCGCCGCGGUCGCCGCGGCCGGCGAGGCCAAGGUGGAGCUCGACGAGUCGGCUCGUGAGCGCGUCAAGGCCAGCAGCGACUGGGUCAUGAACAGCAUGGCCAACGGCGUCGAUAGCUACGGCGUCACCACGGGCUUUGGUGCCACGUCUCACAGGAGGACCAAGGAGGGCGGCGCUCUCCAAAGAGAACUCAUCAGGUUCCUCAAUGCCGGCGCGUUCGGCACCGGGUCUGACGGCCACGUUCUGCCGGCUGGGGCAACACGGGCAGCCAUGCUCGUCCGCAUCAACACUCUCCUCCAAGGAUACUCCGGAAUCCGGUUCGAGAUCCUCGAGGCCAUUGCCAAGCUGCUCAAUGCCAAUGUCACGCCGUGCCUGCCGCUCCGGGGCACGAUCACCGCGUCGGGUGACCUGGUCCCGCUCUCUUACAUUGCGGGCCUCGUCACUGGCCGGGAGAACUCCGUGGCAGUGGCACCCGAUGGCAGGAAGGUGAAUGCUGCGGAAGCGUUCAAGAUAGCCGGCAUCCAUGGCGGCUUCUUCGAGCUGCAGCCGAAGGAAGGUCUUGCCAUGGUGAAUGGCACGGCGGUGGGCUCUGGUCUUGCAUCCACCGUACUCUUCGAGGCAAACAUUCUUGCUGUUCUCGCCGAGGUCAUUUCUGCAGUGUUCUGCGAGGUCAUGAAUGGCAAGCCGGAGUUCACCGACCACCUGACCCACAAGCUCAAGCACCAUCCCGGGCAAAUCGAGGCUGCUGCUAUCAUGGAGCACAUCUUGGAGGGAAGCUCCUAUAUGAAGCUUGCCAAGAAGCAAGGCGAGCUCGACCCACUGAUGAAGCCAAAGCAAGACCGAUAUGCACUCCGCACGUCGCCGCAAUGGCUCGGGCCACAGAUUGAGGUUAUUCGUGCUGCCACCAAGUCAAUUGAGCGCGAGAUCAACUCCGUCAACGACAACCCGCUCAUUGACGUUUCCCGCGGCAAGGCGAUUCAUGGUGGAAACUUCCAAGGCACACCCAUCGGCGUGUCCAUGGACAACACCCGCCUCGCCCUUGCCGCCAUCGGCAAGCUCAUGUUCGCGCAAUUCUCGGAGCUGGUGAACGACUUGUACAACAACGGUCUGCCAUCCAACCUGUCCGGUGGGCGCAACCCGAGCUUGGACUACGGCCUCAAGGGCGCUGAGAUAGCCAUGGCCUCGUACUGCUCCGAGCUGCAAUUCCUGGGCAACCCGGUGACCAACCAUGUCCAAAGCGCCGAGCAGCACAACCAGGACGUCAACUCACUUGGUCUGAUCUCCUCGAGGAAGACCGCCGAGGCCAUUGAAAUCCUCAAGCUCAUGUCCUCGACGUUCUUGGUUGCCCUGUGCCAAGCCAUUGACCUGCGCCACAUCGAGGAGAAUGUCAAGAGCGCCGUCAAGAGUUGUGUCAUGACAGUGGCAAAGAAGACUCUGAGCACCAACUCCACCGGUGAUCUCCACGUCUCUCGCUUCUGCGAGAAAGACAUGCUCCAGGAGAUUGACCGCGAGGCGGUAUUCGCCUACGCCGACGACCCGUGCAACCACAACUACCCACUGAUGAAGAAGCUGCGCGGUGUGCUCGUGGAGAGCGCCCUUGCCAACGGCGUCGCCGAGUACAAUGUGGAGACCUCUGUGUUCGCCAAGGUCGCCCAAUUCGAAGAGGAGCUGCGCGCGGCGCUGCCCAAAGCGGUGGAAGCCGCACGCGCAGCAGUAGAGAGCGGCACGGCUGCCACGCCCAACAGAAUCACCGAGUGCCGCUCAUACCCACUGUACCGGUUCGUGCGCGAGGAGCUGGGAACCGUGUUUCUGACCGGUGAGAAGACACGGUCACCUGGCGAAGAGCUGAACAAGGUUCUCAUGGCCAUCAACCAAGGCAAGCACAUCGACCCUCUGCUCGAAUGCCUCAAGGAGUGGAACGGAGAGCCCCUGCCCAUUUGCUAAACUGAGAACGGACAGGACAAGAUGAGAGGGUACAAAGACAGUGGUCCUCAGAUUUCUGACGACUAGUGAUACGUUUAGACGAGCGAAAUGUUUUUGCUUUUGUUCUUUUCUAUACAUGUUUUGGGUUCUUCUUCUAUGUACAGCUGCAACUGCAAUGCCAUAUUUGCCACGAGCAUGGCCAGUCAGGCAGCUAAAACAAAUUCAAUGGCAAAUUUCGAAGUGUUGUGAAUCACCAAAAAGAAUUUGAGACUGA